Molossus molossus (Pallas's mastiff bat) is the source of this 1386-nucleotide messenger RNA. RefSeq names its product zinc finger protein 19-like. Gene Ontology annotation, cellular component: nucleus. Gene Ontology annotation, molecular function: DNA-binding transcription factor activity, RNA polymerase II-specific; RNA polymerase II cis-regulatory region sequence-specific DNA binding. Lineage: Eukaryota; Metazoa; Chordata; Mammalia; Chiroptera; Molossidae. The record is from RefSeq and is a predicted model, not a curated record. Gene Ontology annotation, biological process: regulation of transcription by RNA polymerase II.
AUGGUAGCCAUGCCCCUGAAAGCCUGGCACCAAGAGGUGGUGACCUUCAAGGACGUGGCUGUGUACUUUAACCAGGCAGAAUGGGCUGUCCUUUCUUCUGCACAGAGGGCCCUGUACAGAACUGUGAUGCAGGAGAAUUAUGGGAACUUGACCUCCCUGGGAUACACAGUUCCCAAAUCUGCCCUGAUCUCACUUCUGGAGGGAGGGGGUUUGCUUUGGGGCCUGGAGGCACCGGAUGACCCACCUGCAGAGAGGACCACAGGCAUCUGUAAAGAUGCUGCAACCAAUACUGAUAGUGAGUCCACAUCAGUACAAGGAAUUUCUGAAAACAGAGAUGUGGUGGUGUCUUGUGUUCUGCAGAAGAGUUUUCUUCAGAGAAGCAACUUCUUAGAAACAUGUGAACUGGAGCAGCACCAGGAAAUUUCCACAGGCAAAAAUGGUAGCAGCAGGGUUCCAAGAAUCCACUGUGACAGGAAACCCUUCCAAUGUGAGGAGUGUGGGAAGUGUCUCAGCUGCUUUUCUCACUAUGUUAGACACCAGAAUCACACUGGGGAGAAACCCUUUGAGUGUAAUGAGUGUGGAAAAGCCUUUAAUGGCAAUUCCUCAUUAAUUCGGCAUCAGAGGAUCCACACUGGAGAAAAACCCUACCCGUGUGAGGAAUGUGGGAGAGCCUUCAAUGACAGUGCAGAUCUGAUCACUCAUCAGAGAAUCCACAGUGGGGACAGAUCCUAUCUCUGCCAGGAGUGUGGAAAAGGCUUCCCCAGUAGUUCUCAGUUUGUUAUACAUCAGAGAAUCCAUACCGGGGAGAAACCUUAUGCAUGUAAUGAGUGUGGAAAAGCUUUUGUUGGUAAUUCACCACUACUUCGACAUCAGAGAAUCCACAGUGGAGAGAAACCCUAUGAAUGUAAUGUGUGUGGCAAAAACUUUGGAAGGAUUUCCUAUCUUAUCCAACAUCAGCGUAUUCACACAGGGGAAAAGCCUUAUUCUUGUAAAAUAUGUGGGCAAGCCUUCAAUUUGCAUAAAAAGAUAACUCAACACCGGAGAGUCCACAGUGAGAAGAAACUCUUUGACUGUGUGGAUUGUGGAAAAGCCUUCAGUGCUCAGAAACAAUUAAAAUGGCAUCUAAGGAUUCAUAUUCAAGAGCCUUCCUAUGUAUGUGAUGAGUGUGGAAAAGUCUUCACUAACAAAAGAAAUCUUCAGCAUCAAAGAAUCCAUACUGGUGAGAAACUCUAUGAGGGUGACAAGUAUGAAAAAAAUUUUAGGACUUCUUUCCAGUUAGGUGAUCAUGAACAUGUCCACCUUGGAGAGAAACCUGAGCUGAACAGUCAUUUUGGCCUCCCAGAGUUUUUUACCCCCUUUGCUGGUUUUAGUAGUGCUUAUAAAUAA